AUGGACCUGCUGAACACAGAAUUAAACGGUGCAAUUCUCUGCUCCAGCUUGGGGUCCCAGGCACCAUUUCCCCCAUCCUCGUCCUUGCUGCCACCGGCUCCAAGCUCCUGGGACACGGACAUCACCACCCUGCCUAACAGCUUUGAGCCAGCCUCUCCCCUAAUUCCCUCAGGUUGGCUCUUCUCCAUCUGCAGGGCCAGGAGCUGGCUUGGGCCCGCACACACAGCGGGCAGGCUGAGGACCAAUGGUCAAGGGCCAGGGACUCAGAGCCCGCUUUUCCGCAGGAUCUCAGCCCAUAGCGCCUCGGGCAGCAAAGGUGCCAAUAGACACCUAUCACUGGCACGUGGAAUCUUCGUCUCUGCCAUCUGCUCCCUUGGUGUAGGAGAGCCGCCUUACAUCCUCGUGGGGCAGCUGGGAGAGGACGCCUGUCUGGAAGGAAGCGGAGCGGCUCAAGCGCCCCAGAGCAGGGGCUGGGUGGAAGGAGGGGCGUUUCUCGGGGUUCAGACCUCAGCACUGGGAGGGGAGGGCCCGGGCUUCCACCGAUUGCAGCACCGGCACCGGACUCCCCGCGGGAGUUUCCGUGCCGCUGAGGAGAGGGCGGCGAAGAAUGGGAUCUAAGGAGUCCCAGGCUCGUGGCGCUGGGCAGGAGGCGGCGGAGGUGGUGGGAGCGCCACCUACGUCUUUCGGGUUCGUGCGGGUGAGCCGAAGCCGCUGCUGGUGGCGGCCGCAGGAGGCGGUCGGGCGUACUUGAAGCGGCAGGACCGAGGGGGUACCCAGAUCACCGCCCGGAAACUAGAGAGCCGCUCGGUGGCGCCCAGGAGCAGCUGAAGAGGCGGGGGCAGGUGAGGGAGCGGGCUGCGAGGGCUGGAGGGCGUGCUUCCCGUCCCCGCGGCCAGCCACCCCUUGUCUCUCUGCAGGUGCAGGGAGCGGCUGGACCUCGCAGGCUCCCUACACUCCCCACCGGCGAGUCAGCGAAGGGGUCGGGGCAGCCAGGGCAACGCGGAGGUCUGGGCUAAGCUUGGCUGGGUGGCAGCCGGCGGCUUCGCCGGAGGCCGCGGGGCCAGGACUGCGAGGGGGACGGCGGCAGCAGUUAGGUGCACCCUUGGGGAGGGCAGCGAGGCAGACCCGAGAGUGAAGAUCUUUCCAAACCCUCUAUCUCAGUUUCUGGCAGGGAGUGAUGCCUCAAAGACUGACAUCCCCUGGACUGAUGAGAAGGGUGCAGUAUUUGUCAUACACCCCAACAGUGAGCUCUUUCUUUUACUCAUUGUCAUGGAGAGUCACGGAGAGGUGGAGAUUCGACUAGACCUCAAUUGCUGCCUUUGCCUUUUGAAGAUCUGCCAAUGCCAGGCCGAGCUCCAGUUGGCCAACUGCAUGUGCCCAGAGGGCAUGGAGCUGGCUGCGGAUGACGUCACCUGCAUGGGUAUGUCCUGCCUGUGUCUGAGGUCUGGACUUGUGGGACUAUGGGAGGGGGUGAGCAGUAGGGCACUGGGAAGGAUAUCUGCUGUGCGCCAGGCACUUUGGCAUAGAGGGACAGAGAGGAGUUUCCCACUGGAGGACCUGCCCACCCCCUCAGGCCUUUUGAUUCUGAUGAUGGCUGUGGUGGUGCUCUUGACACUGAGCCUUCCUACAGUGUGUGGGGUCCUGAUUCUGUGUGCAGAGCACCCAGCAGGCAAGGCUGAUUUCUUCACUGAGCCAACAGGCUUCUGUGGGGUUCCAGGGGCAGACAUAGUUGAUUUCAACUCUACUCCCAGGAGAGAAGUGGAAAACUCCCCUAGGGUUCUAAAGAGUAGAAGCACCUGGGGAGGCCUGAGUACAACAUUUAUCUUAAUGGGCAUCUGGAGAGAUGUCCUGGGCAGGGGGGCAGGUCAGGGUGGGCCUGAUGGGCAGGUAGAGAAUAUGCCAGUGUUCCUCCCAUCCUUGGUGAACCAUAAGAAGUGGCAGGACCCUUGGUGGAUGAAGCUGCCAGGCCUUGAGCUCCAGAUCAUCAAGCUUCACAUCUCCACCAUGAGGACAAUCCCCAACCCCUACUACUUCCAGGUGAGGCUUGGCCCAGGCCAGUCCUGUAUGCUGCCCCCCAGGGCUUAUGGAGGUUUCCUCAGCCAAUUCUGCUCAGCUGAAUCCUCACCAUCACCCCUGCAGAGCUUGUCCUUGGGGACAUGCCAUGAUGCAGAGAGCUCAGACCUUCAGAGAGGGCCAGUUGAGCAUAUGGAGAGUGAGCAGGGGACAGGGGAGGUUAAGGAGGCUCUAGAUCCUCAAGGACGCUUCCCCAGACCCAACCACCCACUCCCUUCCAAUCUGCCUUUCUGCAGAGCCCUGGCCCGUGGUGUCUUUGGAGAAACCUAUGAGGGACUGGUAAUUGGCCUUCCUGGGGACCGCAGCCUUCUGCAGGUGACUGUCAAGACUCUGCCAGAAUUCUGCUGUCCACAGGAUGGGCUGGAUUUCCUCACUGAGGCGCUCAUCAUGGGAUGCACCACUGGCUCAGUGAGUUCGGCCAUCAGAACAUCAGAAUACUGUGAGUGCAUCAGGGCUACCUCUGGCCUAAUUCUGCUGGAGUUGGUGUCUGGAGGGGACAUGAAGGGUUUCCUGAGUCAGAGCCAGCUGCAGCUGGUGCCCAUGCAGGACCUCCUCCAGCUGGCUCAGGACAUAGCUGAGGUUUGCUACUACCUGGAAGAAAAUCACUUCAUCCACAGGUCGGAGUGGAACUGCCUGCUGAGCUGCACUGGAUCCAGCCAAGUGGCCAAGAUUGGAGACUUCUGGAUGCAAGCAAUAUUUACAGAAAUGCUGCUCUGGGAGAUCUCACUGGGCUAUAUGCCCUGCCCUGGGUGCACCAGUCAGGAGGUGCCGACUGUGUCAUGGGGCAGGGGAGUGGGGGUGAAUGACUCAGUGUACUGUAUCAUGACUCAGUGUUGACAGCAUCCUGAACUUUGCCCUCGUUUUGCCAGCAUCUUGGAGCAUCUUCAGUACAGCACUCAGGUGUGCCAUCUGACCUGUCCCAACCAUCCUGGACUUGGGGACCAGGAGGGAAACCAUAAAACAACACUGUGAGCUCCUACUCCCCGACCUUCCUAUUAAAGAACCCUGUUGUGCUGAA
Capra hircus (goat) is the source of this 3091-nucleotide messenger RNA. RefSeq names its product leukocyte receptor tyrosine kinase (gene LTK). The record is from RefSeq and is a predicted model, not a curated record. NCBI's taxonomy places the organism in Eukaryota, Metazoa, Chordata, Mammalia, Artiodactyla, Bovidae. Gene Ontology annotation, cellular component: signaling receptor complex. Gene Ontology annotation, biological process: regulation of neuron differentiation; cell surface receptor protein tyrosine kinase signaling pathway; protein phosphorylation. Gene Ontology annotation, molecular function: transmembrane receptor protein tyrosine kinase activity.